UCAGAUCGAGCUGUUCAUGCAGGAAAUGCUGAGUGUUGUAUGCACGCUCCUCCCAGAAGACCCCUAUGAGUACAUGAUGAAUCAUGUUGUGUCAAAUCGCCCGGCACCACCACCAGCAGAGAGCCAGCUGUGUGGCAGUGGUGCACUAUGGGUCCUUCUGCGAGAUGGAGAUCCACAGAGUGCUGAACAUUGGCGUUUGCGACGCUGCUGGCUGACAGGAAAAGGAAGCUUCUGCAUCAGCACGGAGCCAGCAAGUGUCACGAGAGAAGGUGAUAAAGUCAAGAUGAAGGCGCCCAGAAACACAGCCUCGGCCACUCAUCCCAUUGAAGUGGGUGGCUCCUUUCGUGAACUGGAUGACUCAGAAGCUGCCCGACCCUUCGCGUUUACGUUGGUCACUGGUGGGAAGGAGUUGUUUUUGGCUGCUGGCUCUGAGGAACAGAGGGACGAAUGGUUCAACCUCUUGGGGCACUUUGCAGAUGCAGACCGCAGGAAAGGGCCACUCCCCAAGAGCAGCAUUGUCUCCCCGCGCAGUGGUGGAACGCAGGUGGUGGAUGCCAUUGGUCUAACUGACAUCCCCAUGCGGCCCACCGUGAAAGAUCCAGUGAAAGUUCAGCCCAGCCAGGGCACCCGUGACCCGGCAAAGACCUUGAAGCCGAUCUUGAAGACCAGGCCAUCACAGAUGGAGUCAGGAAAGGUCCCUGCGAUUCGAAUUCCGAGACGUUUGCCCAAUGAUCCCAUGGAGGCCUGUGGAGAUAGCACCCGCAGAAGCUCCAUCCGUUUCAAUGACGAUGUCGAGAGACGUGAGUUCCAGGUUUCUCGGGCAGAUCCGGUUCCUGCCAACAUGCGAGCGCAUGAGAGUCGGAAGAAACCUUCUCUUGGGACUGUGAAAGCCAGGACAGGGGAUGGUCAGGAAGUGGUGGUGAGACCAAAACCCAAAGGGCCUCCAAGUCCAAAGGGAGACGAAGCGCAGACGGUUCUCGCGUCACCUCACAGUGAGAUACUGGAAGGUGAAAUCGGCAAGAACAUCGUGAAGGAUAUGCUGAGAGAAGUUGCCAGCCCAAAACCAGACCGGGAAAGCGAAAUCGCUGAUGAUCCCCUGUCGCCUGCAGGCGUUGCGGCUGCAAGUCUCGUGGAUGAUCUGAUUGCAGAGACUCAAGGCCGAGAAAGCAUUGUUCCCAGCGCACGGUCUUCUGCCACCCCUGGUGAAGCCAUUGGCGAAAUCGCAGCAGGUAUGAUUGAUUCCAUGAUGUUGGACCCCAUCAUUUCCAUCAUGGACGAACCUAUGGAUCCUGCCAUGCUGCUCUUCGGUGAAACUCCAGCCGACACACCAGCUCAUGCAGAUACUCUUCGCCUGCCGCCGGGCAACGAGUUUGUUGAGGGUUCCGGGAAGGAAUGGCUGGCGGAGGAAAUGAGAAAGAUCGAAGAGUUACGUCAUCAAGCCCAACAAGAGUUGGAUGCUGCAGAGCGCAACCACCGAAGUGCUGAAGAGAAAGCCAAACAAGCGGGGGAACGCUGGAGAAACGACGAACUUCAGAAGUUGGAGCAACUGCGACUGCAGGCGCAGAGGGAACUGUCGGAGGCAGAACAGGCACAGCGUCGCACCCGCGAAGAGAUCGAGAAGGCCGGUGAAGCCUGGCGUGCGGAACGGCUCAAGGACAUUGAAGAAUUGCGGCGCUUGGCACAAAAGCAACUGGAUGAGGCGAAGGAGGUAGGUGAGUUGACUGCAGCUGAAGUGAAGAGGGCCGAAGAGCGGAGGGAACAAGUGCGAAAGGAAUUGGAAGAAAAACGUAAAGCCUUGGAUGCUCGGUGGCGAGCAUAUGAGGGUCUUGAAGGUGGCACCUUUGAUGGUGGAAAGGACGAAGAAGUUCUAGAAGAGAUCCGAAGACAGGCGCGGAGCGAGAUGCAGGAUUCCGAGGCAGCGCGCAUCGCGCAUGAACUGCAGGAGAGAGCGCAAAAGGAGAUGCGCGAUGCUGAGGAAGCGCAAAGAAAAGUCAUUGAAGCUGCACAAAAAGCAGGGGAUGAGUGGAAGGCAGAAGAGAUGCGCAAAAUUUCCGAGCUUCGAAAAGCGGCUGAGAAGGAGUUGGCCGAAGCCGAAGAAGCUCAGAAGAAGGCAGCGGAAGCUGCGCGACGAGCCGGAGAGGAGUGGAAGACCGAAGAGCUGCAAAAAGUUGAGGAUCUCCGUAAGCAGGCGGAGAAAGAGCUGGCAGAGGCUGAGGAAGCUCAGCAGAAAGCCGCCAAAGCUGCAGCGCGUGCGGGUGAAGAGUGGCGAUCCCCAGACCUCCAGCGGUUAGAAGAGCAGCUCCAACAAGCUCAGAAGGACCUUGAAGUUGCGAAGCAAGUGGUUGAAGCUGCUCGGGGCAGCACUGCAGCGCCCGAGUCGGAAGAACUGGAUGCGAUCCGCGCCAUCAGGCAGAAGGCAGAAAGGGAGUUAGAACUGGCGCAGGAUGCCCAUCGGAAAGCUCGAAGGUGUAAAAGACAGGCCCAGCAAGAGCUGGAGUCUGCCCGACUCCAUGUGGCAAGGGAAAAGGUGGCGGAAGAAACCCGGAAAGCUGAAGAGCUUCGAAUUCAAGCUGAGAAGAUCAAAAAAGAGGCAGAAGAAGCUCAUCGACAGGCUGAGGCAAUGCGUCAAGAGGCCAGGCAAGACCUGGAAGCUGCCAGACGAGAAGUGCCUGACGUACCUCAACUACCCUUGGAGCAAAAUCGAAGCACAAUCAUUGCAACCCAAGGCGAUCAAGAGACAUCCAGAAGCAUGGGACGACUUUCGGCAACCCAAAGCGAGAUUUAUCGUGAUGUUUUCAAUGAUGCUGCUGUGAGUCUGGUGGCGGACAUCUUCUCAGAAUCUAUCACAGCAGCAGAGGAAGCAAAGAAGAAGGCAGCUGCUGAGAAAUCUCGCCAACCUGUGCGGACUGACAAGGGAGAUGAUGCGGGGGGCUUAUCCUUUCAUGGCAUUGGAGAACCUCAGCACUCUGCAACUUGUUCAACCAAUGCAACCAAGGCCACAAAUUUCUCCGAUGCCGUCGCAGAGAAUCUUUCCAAUGAUGUGCUGCGUCGUAUCAUUGGUUCCAGUGUGGCAACGGAGGAUGAUGAGGAUGCGACCGUGCGCAGACGGGCCAGAAUGCAGGCAGAUCUGAUCCAGGAAGAAGCCCGAAGGGCGGCGGCCAAAGAGGAUCAGGAUGCCUCCACAGCAAUGGUGGAAGCUGACGAGUGGAUUCGGGUUGCUGAGGAAAACAUGAGAAAUGCAUUGGAACUGGCGCAGAGAGCCCUACUUGUAGCCCAAGGAAAAGAGGUACCCAGCGAGCCAAGAGCAUCAGAGACAGGGAGUAAGGCCAUGGCCCCUCGGCCGCAAGAGAGUCACGUGGCAGUUCAACGCGUCACCAACGACUUGCUGGGACAAAUACUGGGUGCACAUGUGACCGGAUCUGAAGCUUCUGACGCCAUUGACAUGUCAGAGGUGGGUGCUCCCAUGGAGGAUUUGAUGCUGCUGGUCUUUGACACCUUGGAUUACAACAGCCUGAACCAUCCCAUUUUUAUCGACCAGCUACUGUCCACCUUGCGCAGCCUGGGGCUGGCUGAGAAGCACGCCUCAUCUCUGCAGAUCAAGUUGAGCCCUGGCAGCGUGGUGGCUGAGAUCUUUGGUCCUCCAGCUGUCAGGAAGCAUUUGGAGGCAGUUCCGCUGCAGUAUGUGGAGGUCAUGGGCUGCUAUGCCCGGAAGUUGCCGCGAGCCCCGCCAAGACCGAAGCAGAGUAGACCAGUGAGCAGCUUGUCAGAUGCCACCGUGCUCUCGGCAGAUUCCAGCCGACAUAUGGAAACUCAAGCCAAUCAGCUGCUGAAUAUGUGGCUUGAGACGCCCAAGUCGGAUGCUUUAACGACCAGGUCUGACAUGGAUACCAUUGCAAACCAAAUGGUGAGCCAUUUUGUCGCGACUGGCCCUCAAGAAUCUGCUCGGCAGGCCAUUUUGGCAGCCAAAGCAAAGGCCAAACAGCACGAGGAACCAGAGGUUGUUGAGGACUUCCAUGAGGAACAAGUUCCAGCUGCCCAACAGGUGGCAGCUAGCACCACAGAGGCCCUGAUCCGUGCUGCCCCUUUGCAGGCAGUGAAGCAAGAUCUCGAGCCCGCAGUUGAGCCAGAGACACCCAGAUCGGUGGCUCAAACUGAUACUCAUCAGUCAAAUGUUCCCUAUGUGAUUCAUGCCACUGACCUAGCCACCCAUGCUGUGACGCGUGCCAUGAUCAGUGAAUGCCCCACUUCGGUGGUGGUGUCAGAAGCUGGCUCGCCACAUCCUGAGCAUCAGCAGUUGGAGGGCUUCAUCCAAGACACCAUUGGCAGGUCCACUGAGGCAGCAGCUGCAGAAACGGAGAUCAUCCCAGAGGAAGGCGUUGUGCAGCCCUUUGUGUCAGAGUUGGCGCAAGACAUGACACAGGAGGCAGUUGACAAUUUGGACACCCAACCAACACAACCCACCCAACCGACCCAACCAACGCAACCCACGCCACCUGAGAUUGAAGAGGCAGCUGCUGUGGGGGCUGGAGAAGAAGAAGCAGCAGCUGCUGCUGCGAAGGCGAAAGCUGCUGCAGAUGUGAUGGAACCACAAGUGACAGAGGUGGCAACAGCAGAGGGCGGAAAGGCAGAACCUGCAAAAGAUGUACAGGAGCAUGAAGAGGAACCCCAGGAACCUGGCACCCCUGUGUCAGUGGGUGCCACAAGCUACUCACUCCUGUGCGACUCCUAUGCUGCAGACGCUGCAAAUAGAACUUUGGAGAACGUCUUAGCUGCAGACAUGGCUCAAGAAGAGCACGAGCAACAAGCGCAAGAAGCAGAAGAUGUAGCCAAGCCAAAACAACAAGAGGAAGAGAGUCAGCCACAGGACCAUGCAGGCCCUCCAGCCCCUGCGCUUCCAGUAGAUGACACAGCAGAUCAUGUUCAACAACAUGAAGCGGAGGAAGAAACACCUGUGUCAGUGGGUGUUGCCAGCCAAUCGUUGGCGUGCAUUUCUUAUGCAGCUGACAUUGCCACCAAGGCGGUGGACUAUGCAAUGGCCAGUGAGGAGGCAGCAUCUGAUGUCAUGAGGCCUAUCUCUGCAGCGAUCACUGAGCCCGAGCCUGCAGAGCCCACAGAGCCUGCAGAGCACGCAGAGCAUGCGGAUGUGGCUCUGGAAGUUACUGAGGAGGUCUUCACCAAUGUGCACGAACCCAGGGAGGUGGAUCUUGCUUCACCUUCUGCCCCCGAGCGGCCUGAGCAUCCCAGUGAGCCAGUGCAGCCGAGAGUUUUAGCUGAUGAUCGACGACCCAGCACUCCUGUGUCAGUUGGGGCUGCCAGCAACUCCCUCAUGUGCGAUUCCUAUGCAGCUGACAUUGCUCACAGAACCAUGGAUUAUGCCUUAGCCCAAGAUGUCGGCCAGCAAGCAGAGAAGCCCUCCAACGCACCAGCGGUCCAACCAGUUGAGAAACCAUCGGAUGUACCAGCUGUUGUUGAAGAAGUCAAUGCUCGACCUGGUACGCCAGAGUCAGUUGGUGGCACCAGCAACUCAGUGGCAUGUGACUCAUACGCUGCAGACAUUGCUCACAGGUCGCUGGACUAUGCGCUGAUUUCGGAGCAGAAUCAGCAGAGAGCAAAGGAGCAAGAGCCGAAGGAGCCAGGCACACCAGGCACUCCGAUGUCCAUUGGAGGCACCAGCAAUUCGGCGGCCUGCGAUUCCUGUGCCGCCGACAUGGCCAACAAAGCUCUGCAGGAGGCUCUUACUGAAGCUGCAGCUGAAGCUGCAGCUAGUCAGCCGGAUGUGGGGGCACAGCAAACAACCACCCAGGUGACUCAGGUGGCGCAAGCGAGCCAGCAAGAUGGGCGGAAGGGCGCAACUUCAGCAGUGCAGCGACAAGACACAGCCAGCUGUCAUGACAAUGAGACGUUGAUCGGAGCUGGUGCAGAGCUGGCCAAAGGCUUGGUGACUCAUGCCAUGGAAGAUGCGGUGGCUGCUGAAGGUACAGCCUCUGAUGUUCACACCCUUGAAGCUGAAGCCACCAGUGUGCACCCUGUUGGGCCAUUGAUGAAGCCGGGUGCUCCGGAUACAGAGGUAGGAUCCCGAACACCUGUUUCAGUGGGUGGUGCAUCUUUGUCUCAGGCCUGUGACGCUUAUGCGUUGGCUGUGGCCAGCACUUCUGUUGAUAAGGUGUUGGCGCGAAUGCAAGCAUCUCCUGAGGUGCAAAGCAGCCCCUGGGAGACUCAGCCCCAGCCCAGUCAGGGUCCAGGUCAGCCUGGUCAGGGCGUUGUGAAGCAACCGCAGCAACCACAGCAGCCUCAGCAGCCUCAGCAGCCUCAAACUGAGACUACACAGAUUCAACAGAAUGUUCAACAGAAUCAGACCCCAUCGCCACCAUUGCCAGCCACAGGGCCCACCCUGGAAAGACGAGACACCGGGAGUGUGGUCACUGAGUCCGUUGCCAUCGGACAGAUCGAUCUUGCACACCUGGUUUCCAGUGCGGUGACUGAAGCUUGUCGUGAAGCAAAUCUCAGCAUCAUCGCAUCGGUGAAUUCUGACCAAGAGGUGGAUGAAGCUGGCCCUGAGCAAGUGGUGCGACAGGCCGUGGAAGAAGCUUUGCGGAUUGAGAUCUCGCAAAGAGUAUCAGAAAUACAAACAAAAGAGAACAAUAAGGAUGGUCCAGGUACUCCCCUCUCCAUUGGUGGUGCGAGCGUCUCUGCGGCCAACGAUGCAGAUGUCAUGGCUUUGGCCAGCCGAUCCGUGGAACAUGUCCUGGCAGCAGUCAAGGCCUCCGCGCAGAAGCAAGAGGAGACAUCACCUGCUUCCGUUAGUGGUGUCAGCAAUUCAUUUGCCCAUGAUGCUGACGCAGCGGCCUUGGCCAGCAAAUCAGUAGAGAAGGUGCUACAAGCCAUGCAGCUGCCAGAGGCUGAUGGCAUUCACAGUGUGGCAACUGAUGGGCCCGUGGUGCACCUGGAUCAACUGAACCCGGCGGAGAUUGCCAGAGUUGCAGCCGAAGAAGCCAUCCGCGCAGAACAGGCCGCAAGAGAACAGGCGGAAGAAACUCGAGAGGGUGGCAGCCAACACACCCAAACAGGUGAACAGCAAGCCGAUGCAGCCGCGUCUAGCGGGGGCACCAGCGUAGGCCACCAUGUUGCAGCUGAAAUUGCCAGCAGAGCUGCUGCAGUUGGGUUGGGAGGAGCAGGUGAUACUUCAGUUCACGCUGUGGCUCAUAGUGAUGCGACCUCCCAGCCUGGGCAUCCAACUGCCCCAUUUGCUGUACCUACAACAAUCAGUGAGGUGACAAAUUCCCUAGCUCAACAGCCCCAAGCUGACGUUGGAGGAAUUGUUUCCACCGCGUUGGCAGAAGCAGCUCGAGAUGAUACUGAGAUGACGGUCGUAGCUGCCAGCGAUGAAGGGUCUCUGGCACAACUAGAUCCAGCUCAGUUAGCUUUAGCAGUUGCAGAAGCAGAGAUUCGAGCAGAAGAAGCCGUGAAAGAGCAGCAAAGGGGUGCUAUGGAGAAAGCAGGAGGAGGCACAGACCAACCAGCCCGCACAUACACAAGAGAAGAUAGGCCCACCACACCUGUGUCCACAGGGGGGACGAGCGUUGGCCACCCUGUUGCAGCCGAUGUUGCCAACAGAGCUGCUGCAGUUGCGCUGGAAGGAGCAGGCGCUACUUCAGUUCACACCCUGCCUGCUGUGACUACCACAAUCAGUGAGGUGACCAAUUCCGUAGCUCAGCAGCCCCAAGCUGAUGUUGGAGGAAUUGUUUUCACUGCUUUGGCGGAAAUAGCUCGAGAUGCAGAAAUGACAGUCAUAGCCACCACCAGCGAUGAAGGGUCUCUUGCACAGCUAGAUCCAGCUCAGUUAGCUUUAGCAGUUGCAGAAGAAGCGAUUCGAGCAGAAGAAGCCGUGAAAGAGCGGCAAAGGGCUAUGGAGAAAGCAGGAGGAGGCACAGACCAACCAGCCCGCACAUACACAAGAGAAGAUAGGCCCACCACACCUGUGUCCACAGGGGGGACGAGCGUCGGCCACCCUGUUGCAGCCGAUGUUGCCAACAGAGCUGCUGCAGUUGUGCUGGAAGGAGCAGGCGCUACUUCAGUUCACACCCUGCCUGCUGUGACUACCACAAUCAGUGAGGUGACCAAUUCCCUAGCUCAGCAGGCUCAAGCCGAUUUUGGAAGAAUUGUUUCGUCGGCGUUGGAUCAAGCAGCACAUGAAGAUACUCACACGACAGUCAUUGCAGGCACUAGUGAUGCUGCUAUCACCCAACCCGAUGCUGCGCAGCUUGCCUCAGCUGCAGCAGACGGAGCCAUCCGUGCAGUGGACGCUGGAAAGGCUGCUCGGGCCCAAGGCCCUGAGCCCAUCUCCCCUGUCUCGGUCGAGGAAAGGGCUGCAGAUGUUCCAUAUGCCGUGGAUGUGGCCAACCGGGCCGUGCAGCUUGCAGUUGCAGGUGAGGGCACAGGCUCCGAGGUUCAUACCCUAGUUGCAGAGACGGCCAGUGAGGUGGGUCAGCCUGGAAUGCCGACAGUAGUAGACAGAGCAGUGGAAGCUGCUGUAACUGACCGAGAAGAAGAGGCUGUGAGUGACGUGAGCCAUUUUCCUGAUCACAAGGUUGGGAUUGAGUUGGUUCAUGAUGUCUUGCCGAAGACAAUCCUCGAUGGACCCCAGGCAGGUGGUGGCACUGUCGUCAUUAGCGAAGCAAGUCACGCCACAACAACAAGCAAAGAUGCGCAGCGGAUGGCGGAGCAAGCAGCAGACCAGGCAAUCCACGAGGCUAUAGAAGCAGAUGGGCCUUUAAGUGUCAUUGUUAGUGAUGGGGGUGUGACACCAGUUCCUCCAGUUGCAGAGCAUCCUGGCACUGAUGUGCCAGCCAGCGCGGGAGAAGAUGUUCAUGCCGCUUCUGCAGCACAUGGAGGUAGAGGUGAAGGUAAGGAACAAGGCCAUGAAGCAGCUGAGCCUUCGAACUUUGGAGGCAGCAUGGCACACCACCCAGUCCAGCCACCUAUUCAACCUGAGCGCGGACCUGAAGCGGUCACAACAAUCACUGAGGUCAGUCAGGCAGCUCAAACCAUGGUCAUUGGAGCUACCGGCGACGCUGGGACUUUGCUACAGCCACAUGCAGAGUUGCCUGCAGUCGCAGAAGAAGCCAUUCAAGCAGACGCAGACAGACAAGCAGAUGCAUCAGCUUCCCAAAGCAGGCUGGACCAACUGGGCGUCAGCCAAACAAGCAUGCAAGGCAGUCAUGGCAGUCAGGGAGUGAGCCAGACCAGUUUCCACGUGAGCCAGACGACUUUCCAAGUGAGUCAGAGCACCUUCCAGGCAAGUCACACCACCUUUGACCCAGGAGAGCCAACCCAGUCCACCUUCCAAACAGGUCACAAUGCAAACCUGUUCAACAGCACGGCCCCUGCAGUUGUUGGUGUGCAGCAGGGUCCACGGGUUCCGCCGCUUUGGGAUCCACAUCCACAAUCUGAUGGCUUCUAUGGUUGGGAGGCCCGCUCACCCAGUGAUGCAUCUGACGCAGACCAUCCAGCUCUUCCGGCCGACACCCUUCCCACCUUCGUUCCUGCCGUUGAUGAUCGGGACGCGACGUUGCCAGCAUCAGAUUUGCAUGGGCAUUGGGCUGACCCAGGAGCCCAAACUGUCAAGCCGCACAGUGGCUUCACUGCACGCAGUGGCUACAGUGAUGAUUCCAGCGGUCAGUCACCAAGACCGGGCCAGCCAAUUGUAAACACCAGCAUCCUUACCCAGCUGUGUAAUUUGCUGAAUGCGCCUGAUACACCAGACAGUGAAGUGGAAAGAGUGCGCCGAGGCCCACUUAGAAAGGUCAGAACGCCUGAGGAGCAAUCGCCUGCAUGGGGAGGGGGAGUUCCAUCAGCAUCAGCAGCAUCACCAAUAUCACCUUUCCAGGCAGAAACAGAGGUGACAAUCACAACAUCCCCAGCAAAAACCAAGAAGAGCAUGCACAGCGCCGCCAGGUCAGCAGAUGAAACUUUGCCAAGCUUACAUCCAAGCACCAGUGGGCCGCAUGAUGCAUAUGGCCAUGAAGAUGAUCAGUCGCCUUUCCAAACAGUGCCCAUGUUCCAAUCAGAUUUGCACAGCCCACCUGAAAGGCGAGAUCGCAGAGUGCCAGAGGAGCCAGCGGCCGAUCUCUUCCAACGCCGCACCCCCCGCAGCCACCAAGAGGCUGAGGAGCUGGUUGACCCAAAUCUGAUCUCACAACUGUGCCACUUGCUGAAUGCCCCUGACACACCAUCAUCUGCAGCUGCUGCAGCUGCAGCUGCAGCUGCAGCUGAGGUUCACAAGCCCUCAAGGGCAGCUGCUGCCACAGCUGAAGCUUCCAAGGUCAAGCAGCCUAGCCGAGCCAAACCAGCAGAGGAAACACUGCAGAGACCCUCAGACCCCAUGAGCGGAUGGGCUGAACCUGGUGAGACACUUCCAAUGUUCCAGUCGGAUUUGCAUUCUCCUCAGACACCUGAUGAAAGAAGAGCACGAAGAGAUAGAGAGCACGCAAGACACAGAGCUGAUCCUUUUGACAUGGAUUUUGAUCAGACGGCCACUGCCAGAACAGAUGAGGAGUCCCGACAGCAGUCCUUGGUCGACCCAAAUCUCAUUGCACAACUGUGCAGGCUUCUAAACCAGCCAGAAACACCGCCCAGUGACACGGAAAGGAUCCGUCGUGAGCCACCUCCCAGGAGAGCCAAAGAGCAACCAGGCCUCUUUCGGGCCGAUCCACAGAUUGGUGGCGAAUCACAGCCGCACACAGCAAGGACCUCAGUGCGAAGUCGUGGCACAGCUUCGGACCAAGCCUCUGGCGACAGUGAUGUCAAUGAGGCGCUGGAAGAAGAAGUCUUCAACAUCAUGGACAUGCUUUGUGUACAGAUUGAAGAACCCCAAGCAUAG
Cladocopium goreaui is the source of this 10879-nucleotide messenger RNA. Lineage: Eukaryota; Dinophyceae; Suessiales; Symbiodiniaceae. The record is from the annotation of a GenBank genome assembly.